UCCAUCUCUAACUUUUCUAACUUUUAAUGAAGGGUGAAACAUUAACCCGUGUUUGCUCUCUGCACUUGCUGAGCAGCUCCAGCAGUCUCUGUCUUCAUUUUCGGGCCGGUAUUUCCCUUUCGGGCCAGUGUUUGUGCAUCAGGCUGGGGGUCGGGCUCCUACUCCUGCUCCGGGACUGUUUCCUCACACACCAUCGCUGUUGACACCCGGAGUGAAUGGACGUUAAAUCUCCGACUGCCAGUUGCAUUCCCCAGACUGGAGCAGAAGGGACUCCGGUCACCCCGACUCCCAAGGGACCUCUAACCCGGGAGGCGCUGACCCGGAAGCUGCGCUCUGCGUCUCGUCUCCGUGGUAACCCGGCGGCGCCGCGGCCUGGGGCCAUUGCGGCCGAUGUUGCCUCAGGAAAUCAGCGCGUCCCCCGGAGCCGGAGGAGGAGGGUCGGACCCCCGCACGUCUGCCACAGAUUUAUGAAGUUAUCUCACCUCACUUUCUCAACAUGUCACGAGUAGCUCCCUUGAGAAGAACUGUAACUGACUUAGUUAAUAGGAAUCAAGAUCAGGCACUCAAUACAACUAUAUAUAUUUUGAGAGAAUUAGGCCCUGUUGGAUUUCUUCUUAAAGAAGAAGGCAUAGCUAAAUGCUUUAAAGUAAAUAUAGGAAAUCCUCACAAUUGCAGCUGUUCCACAUUUCUCAAAGAAAAUGACCUCUGCAAACACAUCUGCUGGGUUUUGUUAAAGAAGUUCAGACUACCACGUGAUCAUGAAUGUGCCUUCCAACUUGGCCUUGUGGACCGAGAAAUUGAAAUAUUACUGAACAAUCUUCACACAGACGAAACAAUACAGCUUCCCAAUAGAAAUUCUAAGAUAAAGCAGAAUGUUGAAGAAGCAGUUGGAGUAGUGCUUCAGAAGGAAAUUUAUCCUGAGGAUGUCUGUCCUAUUUGCCAGGAAGAGCUAUUGAAAACGAAACAGCCUGUGACAUAUUGCAGAUACACCUGUGGCAACAGUGUCCAUAUCAAAUGCAUGAAAAUUUGGAUAGAACACCAAACAAAGACUGAGAAUGAAACCACCAUUAAGUGUCCUCUGUGCAGGGAGGAAUUUGCACCACUGAGUCUCCUUCAAGAAGAAUUUAGAAACACCACUAAAUUUACCAUGGCAGCAGAAAGAGAAAGACUUGACAGACACCUUGGAAUUCCUUGUAAUAAAUGUGGGAUUUGUCCAAUUCAGGGCAAAUGCUAUAGAUGUUUGAGCUGCCCUGAUUUUCACCUUUGUCAAGAGUGUUUUCCAUGUCUGAGCCACCCACAGCACGAGUUCACUUUUCGGGAGAAGAGAAAUCAACGAUGGAGACCACUACAGAAAGUUUCCAGUGUGCCUUUACCACUAGCAGUAAUCGAUGAUCUGAUGAAUAGAGAUAUUGUUGCCAGUGAUUAUGAUCUACUUCUGCAGUUAGACAGAAAUAAAUCUAGCACUGUGCCCGGACAUAUAGUACAGACUUUACCCACGAUAAUGGUGAAGGAGCGAAGCAAACUGCUUCUGCCUGGUCAGCAGUGCAGAGUCUGUCUAAAAGCAUUCAGAUUAAGGCAGGAAGUUCGAUGUCUGCCUUGUCAUCACAAGUUUCAUAAAGAAUGCAUCGACCAUUGGCUAUUGCAUGAGAGCAACUCUUGUCCAAUUGAUGGUCAAGUAAUCUAUAAUCCAUUAACUUGGAACGAAGGACCAAGCAGAAGCAAAAAGAAAGAUUCAGCUACCAGUUCAGAGCAUUCCAGGCCUCUAACCCAAAUUGAUCAACCUCAACUUCUCAUUCCAGUAAUUGGUUAUAGUCCUUCACCAAAAAAAACAAGCAGCAACCAAGCCCAUAGUCAGCAAAAACAAGGUCACUUUCAAAGAGGACAUGGGACUCAGAAUGCAGUAGGUUUCACAGAGGACUUCACUGUGAAUGGUUUGAGUUACCUUCAUUUCAAGGAUGUAAAGAAUGAAAAACAUUUUGCUGCUGGAAUGCUUCAGGAACCUUAUUUUCCAAGUCUUUUACCUGAUAUACUUGAUACAAGAAAUAAAAAUCAUUCAAUUCCAGUUGCAGUGAAAUCAAAAAAUUUCAGCAGCAGUCAAAUAAAGAAGAGGGAGAUAGGCAUUAGUAGGACUCAUUGUACUGGUCCGAGAAGUGCUCCUUUACUGCAUCCAAACAGCGGUGGCAAGUCAGACUCAACAGAAUUAUCAUCGCCAGAGAAGAUUCUACACCUGGAAGUUUGUCCCCUUGAAAGCAGCAACACACGGAAGAUCCAAAGCAGUGGCUUUAAAGGUGACAUCAGAAAGCAAGGUGGAGUCCUUUCAAGAACAGUCAGGUAUCCUCCUGUGAGUUCAGCAGCCGACAAAGUGACUCUUGUUAUGGAGGGAAUCUCAGUAAACACCAGGCUAUAAUCCAUUCACCCAUUUUAAGUGCAAGUUUAUUAAUACUUAUAAAAUUAUUAGGAAAGUUUACUAGAAAAUGUUUUAGAUCACCAAAUUACCAGUAAUACCAUUACAUAAAACUAUGAACAAAUUACAGACAGUUUUACAAAUUCACAGACACUGUAGGAGCCUCUUAAGUUACACAGAUCUGUGAAAUUUAUCUCAAUAGAGUAUUUUAAAUGAUGACAUUCACCUGUCUUUACAAAGUCUGGUUGUCCACAGAUGAUGGUCAACUAUAAAUCUGAUGGAUACAAGAGUUUAAAUAAAUGAGUGCAGAUAUUUACAGUGCAUCCCUUAAUUUUUGUUGUUUAGGAAUUAUAUUCUUUCUUAUGGGUGGAAGUGUAACUUGAUUGGCUUUCUUUUACUUUGAAUCAGGUGAACAUGGGUAACUCAUUCUGAGGUUUCUAAUGAGCAAUGUAUUUUUCAUGAAAUAAAAAAAGUUAACAGUUAAAGAAAUUAAGAUUUUAAAAUCUUCCUAACUUCUGCAUUUUCUUCAGAUGCAUCAGCCUGAUCUUCAACAACUACUGUAUCAUGUAUUAAUUAGUUAAUAAUGAAGGUGAGAGGUGUGAAAUUGUGCAUUUAAAAUGAAGUGAUAAGUAAUAUGUGUAAGUACAUAUAAAAUCUUUUAUUAAAAUAAAUCAACAGUGAUUUUAUGCAAUUGUUCAAUUAUAACAAUGUACGCAAAUCAGCAGGUUGAAAAUAAUUAGUGUAAGGUAAUUAUUAAAACUCAAGUGUCGAGAUG
Molecule: messenger RNA, 3179 nt
Organism: Pristis pectinata (smalltooth sawfish)
Lineage: Eukaryota; Metazoa; Chordata; Chondrichthyes; Rhinopristiformes; Pristidae
Gene: zswim2
Product: zinc finger, SWIM-type containing 2
Exons: 10
Coding region: 497-2407 (636 amino acids)
Molecular function (GO): zinc ion binding; ubiquitin protein ligase activity
Source: RefSeq, a predicted model, not a curated record